GCUGGCGGCGUGACCGUGCCGAGGAGCUUCUUGGAGCCCCUGUUGGACUUCUACUCCAGCGCGACUCAGGGCGUGUCGGAUGCCGAGCAGCAGUUCGCGAAGACGGGCCGGUACGCCGACUUGAGCGCGGCGGUCGAGGGUCGCUUGCGCGAGGAGCUCGCGCAGGGACUGUUCAGCGGUGUAAUCGAGAAAAAGUUCUCAGAGCUCAAGCAGGAGCAUCUUGACCACGAGCUGCUGCUGCGGUUCCUGGUGCAGGCUUUCGUGAGCGUGCCGAGUCCUGCCUUGCAGCGGAGUGUGCUUUGGGGCCUUCUCAGCCGGCCGGGCGUGCCCCUGCUGGACCUGGGAGCCCCGCUGAGCCUCUGCGGUGACCUCCCGGCUGUCAACUGCGCGACGUAG
Prorocentrum cordatum is the source of this 396-nucleotide messenger RNA. Lineage: Eukaryota; Dinophyceae; Prorocentrales; Prorocentraceae. The record is from the annotation of a GenBank genome assembly.